GAUUAAAAAUGAACGAAUGGAAAUGGUUGGCGAAGGAAAUUGAAGGAAAUCCUUGGACUGCUGCGCUUUUCAUUGUAAUUUUGUGUAAAUAAAAAUUAGUAUAUUUGUUUUGUAAUAAGUACUUAAAUGUUAUUAGUGGACUAUUUUCGUUGCUAUAAUGUCAAAUAGUUCGAUUGAGGGGAAACUGAAAGGUUUACAAGAACGUUUCGAAAAUGAAAUGCGUAUUCGAAGAGAAGGUGGUUUUAACAAUCAAGGUGGAAUUGGUGCUCCCAGGCCGGGGAGCGGCAGGAGCAGACCUAGGCCUCCCCCGAUGUUUGGGUCCAACAGAGAAAUCCCGGCAUUCCCACCGAGAUCACCACAAGCCACUGAGACUGAAUAUAGAAUGCGAGAGGUGUAUAAGGUGAGUGGCAAGCUGAACGUCGACGGCGUGGAGUACAAGUCUCACGUGGACGACCUGCAGCACCUGGGCGAGCUCGGCAGCGGCACCUGCGGCCAUGUCGUCAAGAUGCUGCACAGGCCAUCCGCCGCCGUCAUAGCUGUUAAACAAAUGCGUCGCUCAGGCAACUCUGAAGAGACGAAGCGCAUCCUGAUGGAUCUGGACGUAGUGGUGAGGUCGCACGACUGCCCCUACAUCGUGCGCUGCCUGGGCUGCUUCGUGACGGACGCCGACGUCUGGAUCUGCAUGGAGCUGAUGGCGUCCUGCUUCGACAAGCUGCUGAAGAGGCUCGGUGCGCCCAUACCAGAGGCUAUCUUAGGGAAGGUUACUGUUGCGACGGUGAACGCGCUGUCGUACCUGAAGGACACUCACGGCGUGAUCCACCGCGACGUGAAGCCGAGCAACAUCCUGCUGGACGAGCGCGGGAACGUCAAGCUGUGCGACUUCGGCAUCAGCGGACGACUCGUCGACUCCAAGGCGAAGACACGCAGUGCAGGCUGUGCGGCUUAUAUGGCGCCGGAGCGCAUCGACCCGCCGGACCCGUCGCGGCCGGACUACGACAUCCGCGCGGACGUGUGGUCGCUGGGCAUCAGCCUGGUGGAGCUGGCCACCGGCGUGUUCCCCUACCGCGACUGCCAGAACGACUUCGAGGUGCUCACCAGGGUAAUAGCAGACGAUCCUCCACAACUGCCAGACACUAAUGACUUUACACCAGAGUUCAAAGUAUUUGUAUCACAGUGCCUAACCAAGAACUACAGACAGCGUCCCAAGUACGCGAAGCUGCUGGAGCACCCGUUCGUGGUCCGCUCGGCCCGCAGCUCCACGUCCGUGGGCGCCUGGUACGCCUCGCUGUGGGCCCCGCCCGCGCCCCCCGCGCCCGCGCCCGCUCCCGCGCCCGCCCCCGCCAGUAACGGAUAUGAGGCGCCCGUCACGCCGCAGCCCGUCAGGAACUUCGUCACCAGCUCACAGCAUUGGAUGGACCAAGUCACUCCCACGCCCACGAGAGCGUGGUGGGCGGCCAGCAGCGCCCACGCGGGCGGCAGCAGCUCGCAGCCCGCCAGCCUCGAGGCCGAGCUGGGCUCACACUCGCCCUACCCGCGCAGGAGGACGCUGGACGCGUGUGGGUCAGGCCCGGCGCCGCCCGCCCGCCGCGUGUCCGCCGACAACCGCUGGAGGGCCUCGCCCGCUAGUUCCGGUAACACUAGUCCCAUAGUUCUUCAAAGGUUCUACCAUCAGAACCAACAGAGAAGAUCGCGAGUGGACCUCCACGCCACGCCCAGGCAUAGAAGUUUAAGUAGAGAACACAGUACAGGCCGGUCACCGGAGCCCCCUCCCCGGACCAGCAGACAACACCAAAUGUUAGGACAUGAAGCGAAUGGCAGUACUACGGACUUAGAGCCGCCGGCGUUGCACGAGAGGUUACACCCGCCGUCGCCCUUACUACUCAAUGAUAGGCUAUCGGAAGGCCGCAGCCAGAGCCUGACCCGCGCCGAGCUGCGCAACGGGUUCCGCGCGGAGCCCGCGCACAAGCUGCAUCACGACGACCAGGGCUGGCUGCGCUCGCUCGCCGGGCUGGUGAAGCGCCGGCUCAGCGGGUACGUCAAGUGGCAUCACCUUGCAGCGCGCAGAGACAACCCGCACCACCAUCAUCUGCAGCAUAGAUGGGGCAACAGUGAAAGUUGGAGCAUGCCGGCGUCGCCGCUGCCCCCCCGCGCGCCCCCGCCGCGCCCCGCGGACUAGCCCCCCCUCGCCCCCCACCACACACAGCUACACGUGGCAUCUGCACUUACACACACCGAUGUGGCUGACACCGCGAAACCACACAAUAAUGAAACAUGAUCUAGAAACAAUAGUAUGAAAGUGAUUUUUCAAAGACUAGUGAAAUGGUAGUCGAUUUAACGAUUGAAUUUAUAUUCACACCAAAGAUAUGUAUGAUACAAACUGAAAUUGAUAAAAAUUCAAUUAAAAUAUGUUAUUUUUAAUCGCUGAAUCUUCUACCUAAUUAUUUUACUUUAUUAAUCAAACAUACAUACGUCAAAGUGAAUAGCAACAAUUGAUAGUAUAAUAUAUUGUGUAAGUUGAUGCCACUUAGUCCUCGCAACCAGUGUUGUUCAACUUUCUACGCUAAAUAAUUAUGUAUCGAUAGUGUUAAAGUUUAGUGAACGAAAGCACGAGCUUUGUAUUUUAUUACCGCUUAAGGUGCGGUUUCCGUGCACGCGACUAUGACCGCUACUCAUAUCAAAUCGUCGCUGUCGCAAUUUUCUUCCAAUUUAAACAUGGUAGGUGUUUAAGACAGUAUGUUACAAAUGUAAGUUUUUGCUCAAUUUCCCGUUCGCAAAGAGUAAAAUUUAAGUUAAAUUUAGCCAGAAGAUUCAUUUUUAUUGCAAAAAAUGUUUGUCAUUGCGUUGGCAACACUAAUGUAAUUCUAGUAGCCAGUUACGAAAACAUACUUCAGUGUACCUGCUGUGCAACUACAUACAAAGUGCCUGACUUAAGACUGAGUUACCGACUGAGAUCAACACAAUAGUUCUAAUUCUGAACGAACUACCUCGUGAUGUGAUCCUCACUACUUUUAAAAGACCAGUCUAUUUAACGUCUAAUCGUAAUCGAACAAAAAUAAUGUCGUGAUUGCGAGCGAGUCGCGUGCACGGAAGCUUACCUAGGCCCGGAGACAAGCGACAAUUGAAUAAGCAUUAGCACUGAAUCAUCACUGAAAUGUAAGGAAAUGUCAGAUUUUGACUCGUCACGUCACUGACUUGUCAUUUUCAUAAAUUUGAGUGGUUUGAUAAGUGCUAUCGCUUUGAAGAUGCUCCUUGUCUGAACGGGCCGUGUACAUAGUCAGGCCGUGCAGUAUUAAGCCGGUGUUCCGAUGGCUUACCGCGAGAUAAUAGUUACUUAGCACGUUCAUAACACGUUAAAUGAAUAUUUUGGAACAAAACGCGUUUAGUAGUAAUAUCGAAAGAUUUAGAAUGAAGUUGUGACGUUAUAGUGAAUAUAAAAUAUAUUUUGGGAUAUACCUACUAAGUUCUGUGAUUUAGCCCGACUGAGGAUGGUUCAAAUAUAAAUAAUUUAGGUGCGAAUAGAGCCAUAUUAGUUUAUUUUAACAUAUUAUUGCAAUGAAAUCUAAGAAAUUACUUUGUGAACACAACAGUCGGGAAGACACCUAAUGACUUAUUCUUUGUAUUAAAAAUGAUUUUAGCUAAUUGGACCGCUGUGAUUUGAAACAGAAUACAAAACAUUGCAAACAAACUUAAUAAUAAUAUCUUAUACAAAAGCGAGUUCAUUAGAUGUCAAAAAAUGUUCAAAAUAUCCCUCGUUUUGAUAUCUAAAGAACUAUAAAAUCACAGAAUAUAGUACACCAUGUAUAAAUUAAUUAAAUAAUAUUCGCGGGCUAGAUGGUUCUAAUUUAUAAUGGCAUAAUAAUUUUCCAAAAUAAACCUUAUUUCUAUUAGCCAUAAGACUCAAAAUCGUGUGAACCUCAAAAGGUUUUUAUAUUGCUGUAAGAAAAUAACGUUUAUUUUUGCAAUUUCUUAUGCCAUAACAGAUUAUAACUACAUAAUUAUUACGAAUCCGAGCAGUGUAGCUAUGACAAUAUGUACUUUACGUAUUGAACGGGAUUCGACAUUUGAAGGGAAUGUACUGUUAUUAAUGUAAGUAGAGGCAAUAACUAUCAAUGAACAGAAUUAGAUCUCUCUGGUCAGUUGCGUUAAGAACUUUGGCUUUAAACUACUUUCAGUAGUAAAUUAAAUAACGGUUAAGUCAACAUUUUCAUAAACAAGUCAGAUUAUAAUUAAGAACUCUUGUUGAGUCCGUAACUAGUCGACCUAACCGUUCAAUAAAUAAUUACCAAUCCCUCUCAGGAAAGUGAUUAUGUCAUAAGUUUAAUUUGCUGGAAUCCGAAAAUCUAUAUAUGUAUAUUUUUUUAAAUUAAUCUAUUUGCGAUUAUGGUCUAUCGGUGCUAACACAUUUCAAUACAAUCAAUUUGCUAUAUAUUAUGACAUUCACUGUACCAUAUAAUUAUAUUAUAAUUGCUCUAGUCUAUUCAGGAAGCCAUACAUACUUAUAUUAAUAACAUUACAUCUCAAGUACGAUUCAAUAAGAGCCGCAGCUGGCCACAAAAUACCAAUAAAGGAAAUUGAUUCGAAAACCAAGUCAUUAAAGUUCAUAUUAGCAUGAAAGUAAUUCAUCGUGACAAAGAGUGGUAUCUGCAAGGAAAUUUGUAUCUUAAAGGACGUACGGAAGGUUUAUUUUCGUAUAAUCUAGUAUGUGGCAAGCUGAGUCUUAUGAAUUGUACUCCAGAGUGCACUGUGAAGUUGGAGUUGUAUUCCUAUUCGACAAUCAAUAGUAAUAGAUAACGACUUGUAUUGUAAAUAUCGUGUAUAUUUUAAUGUUAAGUGACAAAUAAUGCAAUACGAUACGAUAGCGCAAGAUUCAUUUUUAUAGACGACGUUCACUGAUUGGUUAAGAGCUGAAUGUAAAAUGUGGUUUUCAUUUGGUUCUUAAUAAUGUGUAGUUUAAUAUCUCUUUGUCUAGUUGAUUGGGUUGUGAAGAUCUGUCGGAACGUAGAAAGUCGUUUGAUGUAAAACACGGUAGUUAGCUGACUCUGGUUAGACUGAAAACUAACUAACUACAAUAUAGCUUGGGAAGACAAAUAUAACUCUUGUCAAUAUCUCUCUCAUUACAUUCAAUCUUUGUCACAACCACUCAGUGAAUGUCAAACAGAAUAAUUUGUACCAACUAGUGCGUAUUAGUUACAGCUUAAAUUUUAGUAGUAUAUAAUUGUACAUUUUUUUUAUUAAAUAUUUUGACCAAAUGUAUAGAUUAAAAUCGGAUAUAUUUUUGUUCGCUUCGGGUGUACGAGUGUUGUAACUCGACUAUAUUGACUUUAGUCGAUUUAUUAAUGCGUUAGUCGAUUCUGACAACUAAACUGCAAAUUACACUCGAUUUAAAUGUGUAAUUAGUAGCUUUUAUAAGUUUAGUUGACUAGAUUAUGAUUAAUACAAUUAAAUUAAGCAAACGUGAUGUGCGUCAGAUAGUUUUUGUUCAAAUGUUUUACAGAUGGUUAUGUUAUAUUCAUUCGAAUUAUUUUGACUAUUCAUUUUUGUUUUGUAAAACACUGUCUGCUUUAAACUCAUAUAAAUAAGCAUCAAUUUGGCAUACACAUAUUUUUGGGUACAUAUUAGUAGUCGCUUGAUCUAUCGAAUUGAUACGAAAACUAUCUUAAAUGCUUUUGGAGCAACGUUUGUGAUUAGCACCGCGUGUCCCACGCUGGGCGCCAACAGUCGGUUGUUCAGUGGCAAGUCGUAGACAGCACAAAGACAUGUCAACAAUAAU
Molecule: messenger RNA, 5770 nt
Organism: Trichoplusia ni (cabbage looper)
Lineage: Eukaryota; Metazoa; Arthropoda; Insecta; Lepidoptera; Noctuidae
Gene: hep
Product: dual specificity mitogen-activated protein kinase kinase 7-like
Exons: 16
Coding region: 158-2176 (672 amino acids)
Biological process (GO): protein phosphorylation
Molecular function (GO): protein kinase activity; ATP binding
Source: RefSeq, a predicted model, not a curated record